UCCGUCCGACGGUUCGGUUGUAUGUAAAAUCGAGUUUUGCGGCGUGUGUUUUUCACGUGUGUUGAAUAAAAACUAUGUAACACAUUAGAAAUAAGUGUAUACUAGUUAUAAAUAUACAUGACAAUGUUUAAAGUGCCAGAAUGGGGCACCGAUGUGCCUGACACUAGAGUAAACUUCUCCAAAUCUUCUAACAAUAAAAAGGGAAAAAAGUCAGCUACACCACUGGCCAAAGAGUCUCCAGUCAAACCUCCAGUAUAUGACAACUUUCAGAAGAAACAAACCGCAAAGAAAUCUACGGACAAACGGAAGUUGAAGAAAAUCAGGCAGAAAAACCGACAAAUUUAUCAAACUUUGAGUAAACCUCAAAAUAUUGAAACAGAAGCUAGUUUAAGUAACGUCCAGCCCGGUAGAUUUGUAUUAAACCCUAAUAAACCAGAAUGUAAGGAAAAUAAACCGAAACCUGUUCUAAAUACGAAUAAACUUAAUGGAGCUAGUAAAAAAAAUGAAAAACUUAAGAAAACUAUACUUAACAAAUCUCCUAAACAUAAAAAGAAUAAUCAAUAUAACACUAUUGGUAUAGAAAAGAAGCCUCAAAAGCGAAAACAUAACAAAGACCCUGAAAUUAGUGACAUAGAACUCAAUAAUGUUGACACGGACAAAGCAGAUGAGGCAAUUAUUAAUGCUAAGAAAAAGAAAUUGAGUGAUGCUUUUAAAAAUGAGGAUCAAGAAGAUAUUUUAUUUGGAGAAAAGCCUAAAAUGAAAUUUGACAAGAAAAAGGAACAGAUAAAGAAAAUGCUGGAGAAAAGCAACAGGAACUCCAUCAAUGUUAGUGGGAAUUCUAAUUCACUGCGAGAAAGAAUGAUUGCCAAAUUGCAAGCUGCGCAGUUCAGAUACCUCAAUGAAAAGCUGUACACAUCAUCAGGAACAGAAGCCAAGGAGCUAUUCCAAGCGGAUCCAGCUGCCUUCAAGACAUACCACCAAGGUUACCAACAACAGAUCAAGAAAUGGCCCGUCAAUCCGCUGGACCUCAUUGUCAAGAGGAUCAUGAAAAUGCCUAAAACCUGCCUCAUAGCCGACAUGGGCUGUGGCUCAGCGACUCUCUCUCGUCGUGUCCCCCAUAGAGUCCGCUCCUUUGACCUGGUGGCUUCAUCCCCAGGAGUGGAAGUAUGUGAUAUGGCCCAUACACCUCUGCUGAGCGCGUCCGUGGACGUUGUGGUGUAUUGUCUGGCGUUGAUGGGGACGCAGUUGGCUGAGUAUUUGGCUGAAGGGAACAGGGUGCUGAAGACUGGAGGCCAUCUCCUGAUCGCCGAGGUGGAGUCCCGCUUCGACAAACUGGAAGACUUCACGCGGGCGGUGGAGCGGCUCGGGUUCAAACUCCUCAAGACUGACCAGAGCCACAAGGUGUUCUACUUCAUGGAGUUUAAGAAAAUCCAGGAGGCCUCUAAGAAGGCACGGCAUGUACCGCUCACUUUAAAACCAUGUUUGUAUAAAAGAAGAUAAUGUUAUAAAUACUAUAUUUUAUCAA
Messenger RNA from Cydia pomonella (codling moth), 1525 nucleotides. RefSeq lists its product as uncharacterized. Gene Ontology annotation, biological process: cellular response to glucose starvation; rDNA heterochromatin formation; regulation of transcription by glucose. Bases 118 to 1500 code for a protein of 460 amino acids. The transcript is spliced from 5 exons. The record is from RefSeq and is a predicted model, not a curated record. Gene Ontology annotation, molecular function: methyltransferase activity. Lineage: Eukaryota; Metazoa; Arthropoda; Insecta; Lepidoptera; Tortricidae. Gene Ontology annotation, cellular component: rDNA heterochromatin; chromatin silencing complex; nucleolus.